This is a messenger RNA of Melampsora larici-populina 98AG31, 4609 nucleotides long. RefSeq lists its product as uncharacterized. Gene Ontology annotation, molecular function: ATP hydrolysis activity; ABC-type transporter activity; ATP binding. The record is from RefSeq and is a predicted model, not a curated record. NCBI's taxonomy places the organism in Eukaryota, Fungi, Basidiomycota, Pucciniomycetes, Pucciniales, Melampsoraceae. The coding region runs from base 1 to 4404 and encodes 1467 amino acids. The transcript has 13 exons. Gene Ontology annotation, cellular component: membrane. Gene Ontology annotation, biological process: transmembrane transport.
AUGACUACGAUCAAUUUACCUCAAAACUUGAUAUCCACUUCAGAUCAAUCCAUCGAUCCUACUACUAUCGAUCAAUCUACAACUAUUGAUCAAAAUAACUCUUCAGUCCCACUUACCACCGACACCAACAUCAACACCAACUCAAGUAUUAUCAAGACUUGUCGUUCACGUCGUUCGACUUCUAAUUUCCUUCAAGCCAGAGCUCACACUUCUGAUUUGCUUGGUCUCAAAACCGAAGGUCUACCACUUCGAUUUCGUCAACUAUCUGUCUACAGCGAUUCUUCCGAUCAUGUUCUCGUCCUCAAUCUACCACGCGCUUUUAUUCGACUCUUUACCACCCCUCUCUUCAAACUCACAACACUAAUAGACACCUAUUUACUCUCUCGAAAACCGACCAACCCUCGCACCAUUCUAGUCCUAAGUCAUCUCAAUGGGCUUCUCCAUCAAUCUGAGCUUUUACUCGUUCUAGGUCGACCUGGUAGUGGAGUCACUAGUACCCUUCGAACUCUUUCCUCAACUGAAGCAAAAUUUUCGAUCAUAGAUGGUCAACUUGACUAUGGUUCACUCGUUCCCAAAGCUCUCCAUCAACUCGGUUUGCAGUCCGAAGUAGUCUUAGUUGAAGAGACUGAUGAUCAUUUCGGAAGUCUCACACUCGGCCAAACUUUGUCUCUGGCAGCUCGUUGCAAGACUCCAGAAAGGCGAUCUGAUGGGAUGAGUCGUAAAGAUUGGACUUUAACUGAAAUCUCAGCUUGGAUUAGAGCUUUCCGACUCAACUUAUCAAACUUGGACACGCCCGUUGGAUCGAGCCAUGUACACGGGCUUAGUGGUGGUGAACGAAGGAGAGUGAGCAUUUUAGAGGGAUUGAUGACAGAUUGCUCGAUCCUGUGUCUCGAUAACGCUACAGCUGGUCUCGAUUCUUCUACUGCAAUUCAGAUGAUUGAUAGUCUUAAAGAAUGGGCUAGAUUAGGGAAAAGAUCUGCAAUUGUAGGCUUACGUCAGGCUUCAGAUUCAUUGUAUUCUCAGUUCGAUAAGCUCCUCCUGCUCUAUUCGGGUCAUCAGAUUUACUUUGGUCCAAUCUCAGAGGCAGUGAAAUAUUUUGAAGAACUCGGCUUUGAACGAGCCGAUGCACAGCCUGCAGCCGAUUUCCUCUGUGCAGUCACCGAUCCGGAGACUUGUCGCAUUCGAGACGGUUAUCACGAUCGUGUACCCCGUACCCCGCUCGACUUCGUGAAGGCCUACGAGCACUCUAAGCAAUAUGAUACCCUUAAACAGGAGAUGAUUGAAUACGAGUCGAUCUAUCCUUCCUCCGGGCCGGCUCAUCACAUCUUACAUGCCAAUCGCGCCAAGAAAGAUAGGUGGACACCUAAUUCCUCAUCAUAUACAGUCAAUUACUUCAGACAGGUAGCAUACCUUGUCUUACGGCAGUGGGCUUUGAUUCGAGCCGAUCUACGACCAUACACGACAAAGACAAUAGUGAAUGUAAUGCUGUCAUUCAUCAUUGGCUCCUUAUUCUAUCAACUUCCAGCUACCACUGAAGCAGCUUUUACCAGAGGAUCGGUCCUGUUCCUUUCAAUCCUGUUCAAUGGAUACCUUCAACUAUCAGAAUUGGCCAACACACUCGCUGGCCGUCCUAUAGUUCAACGACAUCGACGAUUUGGGUUCUAUUCUCCAGGUGCACUCGCAUUAGCUCGGACUAUUAGCGAUCUUCCUUUGAUUGCAUUUCAAGUUUCACUCUUUGGUUCCAUCACAUAUUUUAUGGCUGGUCUACAAGCUGAUAUCACCCACUUCCUAACAUAUCUUUUGAUUGUUUAUGCCACGGCUCUUAAUUUGACGGCCAUCUUUAGAAUGUUUGCGUCAUUAUCACCAUCCUUUGACGAGGCCAUGAGAUAUUGUGGUAUCACGCUUAAUAUACUUGUAGUAUAUGCCGGAUACUUCAUUCCUACCCCGACUAUUCGACCAGGUCUGAGAUGGAUUCGAUACUACAUUGAUCCAAUUUCGUACGCUUAUGAGGCGGUCUUGGCGAACGAGUUCCGUGGACUUGAAUUAAAAUGCUCCGAGCAACAUAUCGUACCCAGCGGACCGUCGUAUAAUGAUCCAGCUUAUCAAACUUGUGCAGUCCCAGGUGCUCAAGUAGGCUCAUUAAUGGUGAAAGGCGAAGAUUAUCUAAAGGAAUCUUAUGGUUUUUCAUCCGACCAUUUGGUUCCCAACUUACUGUCGAUCCUUGGCUUGGCCCUCAUAUUCUUUUUCGCUUCAAUUUGGUUCAGCUCUACUUUAGACUUUUUCAAAUUGGGUGCAGUAAGAGUGUUCAAAGAUAGCGAAAGUUUUAGAAAUAAGUUGAGGAAGCUGGAAGGUAUAGAAGAGUCGGAAGAAAGCAAGGAAGGAGAGGAAACUAAUGGCAAUGAUGAUAAUAUGGUUAGGGCCCAUCUACUUGAUGUACAUGAUGGGUUGAUCGGUGACUCCUUGGCUCAAUUUGACCCGGCAGUCGUAACUUUUAAAGAUCUUAGUUGGUCAGUCAAGACGCCGAGUGGUCCUGUUGACCUUCUCACUGGGAUCACAGGCUAUAUUCAGCCUGGCGAAUGUACAGCCCUGAUGGGUGCAUCAGGCGCUGGUAAAACGACCCUUUUGAAUGUCAUUGCAGGAAGAUUAUCUUCUGAGACAGAUGGCUGUAUGUCGGGUAGGGUACUGGUAGAUGGACGAAGCCCCAGUUCCGAGACGUACAAAUCUAUCGGUUUUGUCGGACAAAUCGAUUGUCAUUGUGAAAAAUCAACGGUCAGAGAAGCUUUGAGAUUCUCAGCUUUGCUUCGACAACCGCGUUCGGUACCCCGUUGGGCGAAACUGGCAGAUGUAGAGCGAGUGAUGGACAUGUUAGGGUUAGUCUCGAUAGCUGAUGCCAUCAUAGGAACUCCUGAAGCUGGCCUGGGCCUUGAGGAUCGCAAACGACUUAGCAUUGCCGUAGAAUUGGUGGCUCGACCUCGGGUGCUGUGCGUGGACGAACCUGUGAGCGGAUUAGAAGGAAGAGCGGCUGCCCAUAUCAUUCAGCUCUUGUGCUCCUUGGCAAAGGGGACUGGAUUAGGUGUCAUAGUUACUAUCCAUCAACCAUCGAAGGAGAUGUUUGAACAAUUUGACAGACUUUUGUUACUUCAACGUGGUGGACGGACUGUCUACUUUGGACCAAGGGAACGAGCUGUUGAGUGGUUUGAAGAUCGAAUGGUAGGAAACAGAUGUGGAGUGGGUAUGAAUCCAGCGGAAUAUCUGAUUGAGAUGGUGAGCGGAGAUGAAGAUGAAGAUGAGGAUGAGGAUGAGGAUGAGGAUGAGGAUGAGGGGGAGGAUGAGCAAGAUGAGGAGGAGGAGGAAGAAUCUCACUUGGAUGGAUCGAAUGAAACUACCUCGUUCGAGCGGACAAACCCCACAGACGCUUCAAGAGGUGCCCAAACUUGGUUAGAAGAGGUCCUAGAACUUACUCGACGAUGUUCAUUGCAUUUCUGGAGAGAUAGCGUCUUUAGUUUUACACAACUCUUUACGUCUUUAGUCAUUGGAGGACUGAUAGGAUUGAGCUUUGGAACCCAAGAACCAUUAUCUUUAUCUGGUUUGAAGUCAAGAGUCUUUAGUGUCUUCUUGAUUCUCUUUGUUCCUCCGGUGAUCAUGAAUCAAUUGAUCAUGAAAUCUUUUUUACUCAAGAAUGUAUACCAAUUACGAGAAUCUCGAUCGGGUGUUUAUCGUAAAUCAAGUUUGACCCUUGGCUUCGUAUUGGCUGAAUUGCCAUAUUGUAUCGCAUCUGGCCUUAUUUUUUGGAUCACUUGGUUUUGGGGUGUGAGUUUUCCUUCUGGUUCUCUAAAUGCGGCGUUUCCCCUUACUCACAGACCGAUCACAAUUCUACUGCUUUUCUUAGCCUUCAUCGCUGUAACAUGGGCUAUUUGGAUAUCUGGAUUGGCACCUACAAUUGGCGUAGUAGCCAAUCUUCUACCAUUCUUCUUGGUAUCGAUGGAAGCGUUCAACGGAAGCUUGAUACCAUAUGAUCAAAUGCCAUUUUACUGGAGAUGGAUGUAUUGGAUCUCACCAUUCCAAUGGUAUGUGAGGGCAGUGUUAUCCGUCGUUUUACAUGAUGUGCCAGUACGUUGUGUGGAUCACGAAUGGGUCGAUAUCACUCCACCACCAUCGAUGACAUGCGAGGAGUACAUGUCAGGUUUUGGUAAGGUUAACAAUCAAUGUCAAUACUGCCCUUACUCGAAUGGGGAUGAAUUUGUAGAUGAACUUCUAGGUACCAAAGGAGCUUAUCAACAAAGUUAUCAUGUUUUAGGAAUAUUCUUUUUAUAUGUUCUUUUUAAUUUUCUUUUAGUUUGGGUCUUUGGUCGAGAUCAGAUUUGGAGUAGAAAGAAAAGUCAGAAAGGAAAGAUUGGAUUAUGAGAUUCGUUUUUUUCCAUUGAAGAGUAGAGAGGUGAAAGGACGUUUUAUAAAAAAAAAUGUUGUUGUUAGCUUUUUAACUCAAAAUUGUGAUAUAGAGAACAUGAUUAAUUUGUUUGUUGACUUAUUGUAUUAGAAUUUUGUAUUGGGUUUUAGGCUGAUUGUUAAUUCCUCAUUCAAAAAUGCAAAUCAAAAUUUUAUUCAGCAG